AUGAUGCACAUCACCCUAACAGUAACCCUGCUCUUCGCGCUGGCUCUCUUUUCCACGGCAACACCCAUCCCAGGCCGCCACCACAAACACAAUAUAACCCUGACAGAAUCUCAAGUGCUGGAUAUCUCACCGAAGGCAAAUACAUGUGACGAUGCCCCAGCCGAGGGCGAGUGCGCCACAGCCAAAACAGCUGCUCAGUUCACAUCUUCGUCAUUCAACACAUACCAGGUCACUUCGAAGGCGGAACAAGCCGCUAUCAUCAGCUUGAUAGCGUUUGAAAGUGGCGAUUUUAAGUACAACAAAAACCAUUUCCCUGGCGUUGCAGGACAAGGCACUCGCAACAUGCAAUCACCAUCCUUUAAUAAGAUCUAUGCCUCUUCCAUCCCAGCAUUGAAAGACAAACUAGCUGCUGUUUCUGAUAGCCCGGCCGAUCUACUAGAUCUGCUUCGCGAUGAUGAAACAUAUGACUUUGGCUCUGGUGCCUGGUUCUUGACAACUCAAUGCUCCAGUGAUGUGCGCCAGUCACUUCAAACUGGUUCAGAGGCUGGGUGGGAGAAGUAUAUUACUCAAUGCAUUGGUACUUUUGUUACCGAUGAUCGGAAGGCUUAUUGGAAUCGGGCUAUAUCGACACUUGGCGUCCAAAGUUCCUGA
This is a messenger RNA of Penicillium taxi, 651 nucleotides long. RefSeq lists its product as uncharacterized. The transcript is spliced from 2 exons. NCBI's taxonomy places the organism in Eukaryota, Fungi, Ascomycota, Eurotiomycetes, Eurotiales, Aspergillaceae. The record is from RefSeq and is a predicted model, not a curated record. Bases 1 to 651 code for a protein of 216 amino acids.